GAUGUGUGUAAAGGGGUCUAAAGGUGGGUUGUUUUUGGUCAUCUCACUGAUCUUGAAGAAGCGUCCUGGAUGAGAAGCACCAAUGCGACAGUGAGGCUCAAGUGAGUUUAUAUCUGAACAAGAUCCUGAACUUUUCUUGAACCAACAUGUCCACUGGGUUGGAUUGCAGAGAAAGGUGCUAGUCUGAUACUAGGAAAACCCGAUCGCUUUUAAUUCACGCAUGACGACGCAUAUGCCCCAGAGCCACAAUUUGCUAACUCAAACCAAGCAUUAUCUCACUCAUCGGCCACAAUGUUGGCGGUUACAAGAUGGCCCGGCCGUAGGGUCAUCACACAGAGAUCUCGGAAUUCCUCAAUGCAGUUGCAUAAUUUCGUGAGGGCCAUUCAAGGCAACUCGACUUCACAAUUGGGUAGCACGUCAAAGUUCGCCGCUCUAUCACCCCGGCCCUUCCAUUUUUCGUCACAACAUCGUACAACGACCAUCGAAUCACCUUCAUCACCUUCAUCACCAGCAGCCCCCCAAAUCUACUCACCGCCGACCACAGGGCUACUCUCCCGCCUUCCACCAUCAUGGGUUCCCUAUGCCGAGCUCGUCCGGCUCGACAAGCCCGCCGGAACGUACUACCUCUUCUUCCCGUGUCUCUUCAGCACUCUCCUCGCGGCCCCCCUGGCGGAACCGAUUGCGUCCCCUCUCACCGUCAUCGGCACUAGCGCGCUUUUCUUCUCCGGAGCUCUCAUCAUGCGCGGCGCCGGAUGCUCCAUCAAUGAUCUCUGGGACCGGAACCUCGACCCGAAGGUAUCGCGAACUCGGCUGCGGCCUAUUGCGCGUGGAGCCAUCACACCAUUCAAUGCCCUGGCAUAUACGGGAGUCCAACUGUUAGCUGGGCUUGGCAUAUUACUUCAAUUUCCAUUCAGUUGCCUAUUCUACGGCGUGCCGUCACUACUCCUAGUAGCUAUGUAUCCACUGGCCAAACGUGUGACGUAUUAUCCGCAGUUCGUACUGGGCUUGACAUUCUCUUGGGGCGCCAUGAUGGGGUUCCCUGCUCUGGGCGUGGAUCUGUUGUCGAACAGUUCAGCAUUGGCAGCCGCUGGAUUUCUGUACGCAAGCAACGUGGCAUGGACAAUGUUGUACGACAUGAUAUACGCGCAUAUGGACAUCCGGGACGACGCGAAGGCGGGAAUCAAGAGCAUCGCGCUCAAGUAUGACAACGAGACAAAGAAAGUCCUUAGCGGGCUGGCAAUCGUGAAAAUUGGGUUGCUGGGUGCCACAGGAUGGGCUGCUGGUGCUGGGCCAGCUUUCUUUAUUGGAAGCUGUGGAGGAGCUGCGGUGACUUUGGGAUGGAUGAUUAAGAGGGUCAACUUGAAAAGCGUGAAGGAUUGCUGGUGGUGGUUCGUCAAUGGCUGUUGGAUUACAGGUGGUACCAUCAGUUUGGGACUUGGAGCUGAUUAUCUGGUCAGAGAUCUUGAAGACCGCCAGCGCGAGACCGAGGUCGACGAGACGAAAUGACAACCGGGAAUGUACAACAGGGGAAUAUGCACAAAACCGCCCUUCAAUAUGUUAAUAGAUGAGUCAAACUAU
Pseudomassariella vexata is the source of this 1578-nucleotide messenger RNA. RefSeq names its product UbiA prenyltransferase family-domain-containing protein. Bases 292 to 1506 code for a protein of 404 amino acids. Gene Ontology annotation, molecular function: 4-hydroxybenzoate polyprenyltransferase activity. Gene Ontology annotation, biological process: ubiquinone biosynthetic process. The transcript has a single exon. The record is from RefSeq and is a predicted model, not a curated record. Lineage: Eukaryota; Fungi; Ascomycota; Sordariomycetes; Amphisphaeriales; Pseudomassariaceae. Gene Ontology annotation, cellular component: mitochondrial inner membrane.